Messenger RNA from Sipha flava (yellow sugarcane aphid), 1295 nucleotides. Its product is annotated as isocitrate dehydrogenase [NAD] subunit beta, mitochondrial-like. The record is from RefSeq and is a predicted model, not a curated record. The coding region runs from base 58 to 1140 and encodes 360 amino acids. Lineage: Eukaryota; Metazoa; Arthropoda; Insecta; Hemiptera; Aphididae. Gene Ontology annotation, molecular function: oxidoreductase activity, acting on the CH-OH group of donors, NAD or NADP as acceptor; magnesium ion binding; NAD binding. Gene Ontology annotation, cellular component: mitochondrion. Gene Ontology annotation, biological process: tricarboxylic acid cycle; isocitrate metabolic process. The transcript has 8 exons.
GCAGCCAAUAAUUGUUUACAGAAGUCGCCGUUGCUAGACACCGCCAGGAGUGUCGGAAUGAAGUUAUUAAAAGCUAGGGCGUUUUCUACUGGCGAAUCAAAUAAAGUUAAACUUACCAACUCACCGGUCAAACGCAUUACAUGUACAUUAAUACCUGGCGAUGGAGUGUAUCCCGAACUUAUGAAAUCCGUUCAAACCGUAAUGAGUGCGAUUGAAGCCCCGAUUGAUUUCGAGACUAUAUUAUUUUCUCAAGUACAACAAUGUUGCACUGCCAAAGUAGAAGAUGUUAUCGAAUCAAUAAAUCGUAAUAAAAUUUGUUUGAUGGGACCAUUAACGAAUCCAUAUGGCACGUCAUCUGAAGAUAACAAUAAUAACUUUCAAAUGAAACUCAGAAAAGGAUUAGAUUUGUAUUCCAAUGAAGUUCACAUAACAUCUUUUCCUGGAGUAUGUACCAAACAUAAAGAUAUAGAUUUGGUAAUUAUCCGGGAACUUACCGAAGGGGAAUACUCUGGCAUUGAACACGAAUCUGUUCCUAAUGUUGUUGAACAUUUAAAAUUAACCACUGCUAAAAAAACGCGAAGAAUUGCCAAGUUUGCUUUUGACUAUGCAAUUAGGAAAAAUCGCAAAAAUGUUACAUGUGUUCACAAAGCGAACAUAAUGAAACUUGGAGAUGGUUUAUUUUUAAAGAGUUUUUUAGAGCUCGCAAAAACGUAUCCUGGAGUCAAGUAUAACAAUAUGAUCGUGGAUAACUGUGUUAUGCAAAUAGUGCAUAAUCCUCAUCAAUUCGAUGUACUUGUCAUGCCCAAUUUAUACGGCAACAUAUUGACUAACGUGGCUGCAGGAUUAGUUGGUGGAGCUGGAGUUGUUGCUAGCUCAUCGUUCAGUCCUGAGUGUGCCGUAUUUGAGCCUGCAUCUAGACACUCGUUCCAAAUUGCUGUUGGUAAAAAUAUUGCGAAUCCAACAGCUAUGUUGAUAUGUGCGUCAAAAAUGCUUAGGCACGUUAACCUACAGCAUUACAGCGAUGCCAUAUUUACGGGUGUUAAAAAAGUGCUUGCUGCUGGUCAAGUGAAAACAUUCGAUUUAGGUGGUUCAAACAGCACUCAUGAGUUUACUGACGCCGUUAUAAAAAGUAUUACCUAACUAUUGUUAGUUGAUCAAAUAUUUUUUUAAGCAGUGCUCAUAGAAAGCGAAUAAUUUUAUUUUUAUGUGUAUAAAAGAAGGUGUGUUCAAAAUUGAUCUUACCUAAUAGGGGGAGGGGGUCUUUAUUUAAAACACAAAUGUAUUAGGGUGAUAUU